ACUCCACUGGGCGCCGCCAUGGCGGUGAUGGCGCUGCCGGUGGCGCGGUGAUGGCGUUGCCCGUGGCGGAGUGGCAGGGCCGCACCGCCCGGCUCUGGGCCGCGCUAGAGCCGGCGCUGCAGGAGCGGCUGGAGGCGGCUUCGCUUCAGGACGCCGUGCGGUUGGGUUGCGAUCUGCUCCGGAGCAAGGAGGAGGAGGAGGCAGCCCUGGUGCAGUUGUGCCACCGGGCACCCACGGACAAGAGGCCGGAGGCUGCGAGCUGGUACCGGGAGCAGGGCAACCGGGAAUUCAAGCGGGGCCGGUACCAGGCUGCCCUGAGGCUCUACUCCAAGGCAGCAUCCCACGAGCUCCCUGGCAGCCCCGAGGUGUCCGUGUGCUUUGCCAACCGCUCGGCCGCCCUCCUCCACCUGGGGUACUUUGAGGUUUGUUUGGAAGAUAUUGCCAGGGCUGAAAGCCAUGGCUAUCCAGACAGGCUGCUGCCCAAGGUCCUGCUGCGGAAAGCUGAGUGUCUGCUGUGCCUGGGGAGGUUACAGGAUGCACAGGAUAUCCUCAGAGUGCUGGAGAGUAAAAUUGCUCUGGAUGGGGUCAUGACUCCACACCUGACACGGCUAAAAAGGCUAAGUCAGCUGAAGGUUAAAUUGGGUGAGAAAGAGAGGUGUCCAGAGCCUGCAGGAGAAGCACAUGGUGGCACUCAAGGGGAGCCAGAGAUCUGGGAAGAGAACAACAGGAUUUCAGGUGCAUCUUCAUCCCUGAGCCUGAGCUUUGAUGCAGAGAGAGGACGUCACUUGGUGGCCUCCCAGGACAUCGUGCCAGGACAGAGGCUGGUGAAAGAGGAGGCCUUUGUGAGCGUGCUGUGCCCCGGGGAGAGCCUUCCUCUGCAGGAGGGUGACACAGCGUGGGACACUCGAGCCACCAACGCAGAUCUUUACUGCCACCGCUGUCUGAGGCAGCUCCUGGCCUCAGUGCCCUGCCAGGGCUGCAGUUAUGCCAAGUACUGCAGCCAGGACUGUGCAGCCAGGGCAUGGCAGCAGUACCACAGGACAGAGUGUUCCCUGGGAGCGCUGCUCCUCACGCUGGGGGUCUUCUGCCACGUGGCCUUGAGGACUGUCCUGCUGGCAGGAUUUGCAGAGGUUAGCAGGCUGGUGGCAGGGUCCCACUGUGGGGACAAGAACCUUCAGAGCCCUGAGGCAAGCUGCAAGCCUCUCAGUGAGGCAGCAGGUGCAGGAGCUGGUAGCAGAGGUGUCCCUGGUUGUGACAGCAGUGGUCGGUACCAGAGCUCUUACCAAGCUCUGUUCCACCUUUUGCCCCACACUGAGCAGCACAGCCCUGAGCACAAGUUCCUCUGCACUCUCAGUGUGGUAGCUCUAUGCAAACAGCUGCAAGCAGCUGGCCUGGAGGCUGCUGUGUUGAGUCAGGAAUCGCCUCAGCAGUGGUCCAAACCAAAGACAUGUGAGAAAACCUCAGCUGAAUUGUCCCCAGAGCUGAAGACUGUGGCAGAAGCAAUGCUGAGGCACGUGUUGCAGCUGCAGUGUAAUGCACAAGCAAUCACUGUAAUGCAGGAGCUGGGGCCUGGAGAUGGGGCUGUUGUAGAUAAGAAGCCUGUGAGGCUGGCAACAGCCUUCUUCCCUGUCCUCAGCCUGCUGAACCACUCGUGCUGCCCCAAUACCAGCGUGUCAUUCAGUGGGACAGCUGCCACUGUCAGGGCAGCACAGCCAAUCUCAAGUGGCCAAGAGGUUUUGCAUUGCUAUGGGCCUCACUGGUGUAGGAUGAGGGUUGCUGAGAGACAGCAGCUUCUCAGUCAGUAUUUCUUUGAGUGUCGCUGCCCAGCGUGCCUCCAGGAGUUAGAGUCUGGUGUCAAGAGUGUGGUGUCCAUCAGAAAUUCGUUCUGCUGUCCCAAAUGCCAGGCCCCAAUGCAGGGGGAAGAAGACACACUUUGCUGUUCAAAUGAAGCUUGUGCAACCUCAGCCAGCAGAGAUCACCUGUCUGGCCGUUUACAGGACCUUCAGCAACAAAUCAAGAAAGCUUUAGACCUGCUGAGAGUCAGGAAGGCUGAUCAGGCUAUCAAAAUGCUCCUGAAGUGUCAGAUGGAUGCUGGAACCUUCUUGUCUCCAGAGCAUUUGCUGAUGGGAGAGAUGGAGGAUCAUCUGGCACAGGGAAGUGGGAGAAAGCAGCCAGACACCUGAAGAAGAGUAUUGAGAUUGUGGAAAUGCACCAUGGGCCAUCAAGUGUAGAAACAGGCCAGGAACUUUUCAAGCUGGCACAAAUCCUCUUCAAUGGGUGAGUUUGGUUCCAUCCUCUGUCCCUGCCCUGCACCACUCCUGUGUGUCUGACACAAUAUCAAGGCACCUGGAGGAUGUCUCACAGGACACAGGGCAGUCUAGCACAGGUACUCUCUUAGGAAUCUGCUUCUUUAUUUUGUGCCUGUCUAUCAUUUCAUUCUCCCUGGCUCAAUUUAUUCCCUGUCCAAUUGUUUUAUUCUGUCAACUCAUCACCCCUGGUGUUUAUAUCUCAGUUGUAUAAUGUUGCUGACAUCUUCUCAAAAGGGAAUGAAAUCCUCUUGCUUUAUUGGCAAGGAGAUCCCCUGACUGCUUCUGAAAAUCUCCUCACAACUACUCCCUUUAACCAAAUUAAUUUUAGCAGGAGCUGCAGUGAUGAAAUAGUAGGUUUUUAUGUACUCAAAUAUAAUGUUUUCAGGUUUUGUCCUUACCUUUCCAUCCCCCUCAUCCUCCCUUUGCAGCUGAAGCAGACACAAAUUUUCCUGCUGCUGGAAGGCAGGGGAGGGUGGGAUCUGUAGCCAUGAACAGGUUUAGGUUUUUGUUAGGAAAGGCUUAAAGGUUGUCUAAGUCAAGAAGCUGAAUUAAGUGUUUUGCAUGCUCUGUUCUUAUUAUCUUCCU
Molecule: messenger RNA, 2894 nt
Organism: Serinus canaria (Common canary)
Lineage: Eukaryota; Metazoa; Chordata; Aves; Passeriformes; Fringillidae
Gene: SMYD4
Product: SET and MYND domain containing 4
Exons: 9
Coding region: 51-2183 (710 amino acids)
Molecular function (GO): protein binding
Source: RefSeq, a predicted model, not a curated record